CCCUCUAAACCUCAACCUCCCGCUCCUCCUCCUCCUCCUCCUGCGCCACCUUUCCCUCUCGCCGGUGAUGCACGGUUCUUAACGUCGACGACCUACAGGUAUCAGACAGCCAUCGCGGCAAAGCCGGCCAUGGCGCCCUCGUUCCUCAAAGAGUUGCGCAGACGAUCAAGAGCGAGCUUCCGCACCGAAACCUCGACCGACUCCUCGAGUGAAGAGAGCCACGGCACAGCCCCUACAACGGGUUCUAUCACGCCUCCCUCGCUCAGCCAGACCUCCGACUCUGCAUCGAAUUUCCCUUUCAAGGACUCUGCAACCACUCCGCCCAAUGCUGCCGUGCGACCCCUUCCCCAGCCUGUCCCCAACAGCAAUUCGAAGCGUCACAGCGUGAACGGCAUGGCCGGUCUUGGCUCGCCUGCGUCCAGCGGCAGGAUACCCUCCCUCCCUGUCUCGCAGUUCUCGCCGCGCAUCGCCAAUGUUCAAGAUGGCUCUUGGGUCUAUCAAAAAGUCCUGCUGGUGCAUGGCACCAUUGGCGACCCGACCCUCCAGUCCCUCGACGGCAACUUGACUGUGAGCCGUCUCGACGAUGGCUUCCCUCCGACCAGCUGGCCGGUCUCGCAGUCGCACUUCAAGGCUCUUGUCUACAUGAUGCCUGGCCCCAACAGAGUUCGAUUUGAUUUCUCCAGCCCCAAGCUGGCCAACAGCGGAACCUCGAAUCCCAUACACACCUCGUAUCUCACCAUCCAUAUGCUUCCACCCACAAACGCGCCCCCGCUCCAACUUGCCAUUCUCAUGGCGAAGGACUCCCCUGGGACCUUCGACGCCGUGCCUGCGCGGAUCGAACGGGAAGGGAACGGGCUCGAAACGGCGGUUCGGAAGUUCCGCAUGGCAGCCUACCUAUGGCAGGCGUUCACCGCGGAGCAGAUGUGGCGAAACAAGCUCGGUCGCCGGACUUUCCAUUUCGAAGAGGAGUGGACCCAGGGCACGUCCAACUAUCGUGACCGAGAGUGCGGCCAGAUGCGAUCUGAAGCACGCAUACACAUUGUCAGGACCGACAAGACUGUCGCCGAGCUGCGGGAUCUCAACCGCGCCCAGCAGAACCCCAAGGCGACAGACAAGGAUGCCUUGUAUGGGAUUGCGCUCGACGCUCUGAGGAACUAUUUCCAGCCAAAAGCGGGCCAGCAGCUCCAUGUCUCGGUUUUGAUUCUGGAUGCGCACUGGGACAAGGCCUCCAAAACCAUCACGGCUCACGCUGCCCUCGGGGGCGGUGCUGGCGAUUUGCACGUGGGCAUCUUUGGCUCGCACUGCUUGCAGAGCUACCCGACCAGCUUCGAGGAGGUGGUUCCUGCACUAACCGACUGCACGCCUACCGAUCUGAACUUUGUCGGGAACGACUGCAACGAUGCCGGCAGCUCCUGGGAGGCCUGCAAUAUCGGCAUCGGCGCCCACCUGCACGAGACGGGACACGCGUUGGGCCUGCCCCAUCGUGAGAGCGGGGUGAUGCUGAGGGACUAUGUCACGUUCAAUCGUACGUUCCUCGCACGCGAGGCAUACUCGACGAGAACGAGGUCGAAAGGAGGUCUGGUCCUCCAGAACGAUGAGUGCACGUGGCAUCGGCUCGACUGCCUGCAUUUCCGGAGUCACCCGUGCUUCCGCCUGCCCAACGACCCGCCGAUGAACCCCGACGAUAGUGUUCAGGCCUGGCCGGUCGACAGUGGCAAAGUUGCGAUCACGGCAGCGACGGGCGUCGCCUAUCUCGAGAUAUUCGGCGAAGGCGACGACGUAUGCCGCAGCUGGAUCGAGUUUGGCCCGGAGAACGGCGUGAUCGAGCGGCAGAUUAUCCUGACCGACCAGGACCUCCGGAAUCGCUUGCCGGAAGAGAAGCGGAAGGGGAGGGUCAAGGUCUGCAUCAAGUCGGUCGGCGGCGGAAAUCUCGACAUCGACGACUUUCGGCAGCUCUCGUCCAAGGGCUCGUCGUUGAAGCUGGGAAAUGCGCUGCUUGGGAAGACAGCGUAUAGGAGCUGCAAGUUUGGUCUAUCUCAGAUGGAGGGCAGUCAACCGCAAGAGGUCAUCUUCACUAGUGCCCUGCGACAGGACAGGGUUCUCUCCCGGAUCAUCUUCUACCACGGAUUUGCCAUGGACGGGAUGGAGUUUGUGUACGAUGACGACUCGCGGCAGCUAUUCGGAAAGCGGGGAGGAAAGGCCGGAGGCGAUUCAUUUGAAAUGGAUAUUCGCCGCGGAGAGUACAUUAGUGGCUUCUAUAUCCGGUCCGGAUUCUGGAUCGACGGGAUCCAGGUCCUGACCAGCCUUGGCAGGAAGUCUCCUGUAUAUGGCAAUGCUCAUGGUGGUUCUGCAGGUUACACCAUCUGUGCCCCCCAACUUUUGUCGUCGUUCCUCCAUGACGGCAUCACAUGCGGCUUUUCCCAGAUCCCUGUUCCAAGAAUUGAUGCCCAGAAGCUUGACUUACUUGACCUCUUUUUCCUUCGUCUGAACUGCAUGCCCCGUGCACAAACCAUUAGCUUGGAGCAGCGCCUGGACCGACCACCAAAAACUUGGCAUUACUUCACCGACAGAACAACUGGAGCUCUUCCCUGUUCUCUGCCCCUCCCCCAAAUCUCUCUCCAAGCCCGCGGCAGUUCAAACAACGGUGCAUCACCACCCCAACGGUCACUUCACACGAGGAACCACGUACGAGCACGCGCGCGCGCAAAAGAAAACCCCCCUCUUGAGCACAUAGCACCUAUUUGCAGUUUCGACGGUAGCUGUGGUGAUCGCUUCUCGAGCUCGGACAAGGAACAAUACUUUCUCGCAACCAGUGCUACUUCUCGAGAGAGAGAGCGAGAGACUUUGCAGGCGAGAAAGAAACUCUGGAGAGCUACUCUCUACCUGCGUGACGACAUCCUGCGACGACUACCUCCCGGGCCCGCCGAAAACCACCUCAUCCCUUCUCUUCUCCCCUUCGAGGGCCUCAACCCACCACCGCAAACCAGACAACCAUGUCGAAACGGACGAGCGCGGCUGCUCAGAGCAACGGCGCGGUCUCGGGCGCCGAGAGCAGCUCGAACCAGCCUGCUCCUCCUCUCCUCUGACGCCGGACACCUCUCCCUCAUGCGCGCCCUGCACAUGGCCGAUUACAUCACCGAGCUGAACGGCUUCUGCGGCGUCAUGUCCAUCUUCUCCUCCCUCCGGUACUGCCUCGGCGACCCGGCCGCCAGGGGCAACAUCUACCUCGCCCUCGGCUUCCUGCCCCUCGGCCUCUUCUUCGACUUUAUGGACGGCAAGGUGGCGCGCUGGCGCGGCAAGAGCAGCAUGAUGGGCCAGGAGCUCGACUCCCUCGCCGACCUGCAAGAACGACAAGUGGAACUCUCAUCCAACGUCCCAAACCCCUUGCAGAUCUCCUUCGGCGUCUCCCCCGCCGUCGUCGCCUUCUCCAUCGGCUGCCGCACGGCCGCCGACCACGUCCUGCUCGCCUUCUUUGUGCUCUGCGGCCUGACGCGCCUCGCGCGCUUCAACGUGACGGCCUCGGUCAUCCCCAAGGACCGCUCCGGCAAGGCCUCGUACUUUGAGGGCACGCCCAUCCCCACGAGCCUCGGCCUCGACGCCCUCAUGGCCUACUGGGUCUCGCGCGGCUGGACCCACGAGGCCCUCCCCGGGGGCACCUGGCUCGCCGGCUCGGCGCUCGAGGUCCACCCCGUCGUGCUGCUCUUUGUGCUGCACGGCUUCCUCAUGACGAGCAAGAGCAUCCACAUCCCCAAGCCUUGA
Molecule: messenger RNA, 3759 nt
Organism: Thyridium curvatum
Lineage: Eukaryota; Fungi; Ascomycota; Sordariomycetes; Thyridiales; Thyridiaceae
Exons: 8
Biological process (GO): phospholipid biosynthetic process
Cellular component (GO): cytoplasm; membrane
Molecular function (GO): phosphotransferase activity, for other substituted phosphate groups
Source: RefSeq, a predicted model, not a curated record